AUGGGAGAAAAACCAUUUGAAUGUUUAGAGUGUGAGUGUGGGAAGAGCUUUAGUCAAUGCGCCAACCUGAUUAAACAUCAAGGAACUCACUCAGGAGAGAAGCCAUACAAAUGCGCAGUGUGUGGGAAAGGCUUUGGUCAGACCGGUAGCCUCACAAAACAUCUGAGAACCCACACAAGAGAGAAGCCCCAUAAAUGCUCUGAAUGCGGAAAGAGCUUCAGUCAGGCGCUGCUCGGCUACUGCAAACUCAAUCUUGUGGCUUCCUUUCGGGCAGCCGUUUUCAACCUUUUUUUUGCCGCAGCCGACCUGGUGGCCUUUGAAGAAGUGGCUAUCAAUUUUACGGAGGAAGAGUGGACUCUUUUGGAUCCAGACCAGAAGGCCUUGCAUGCAGAAGCUGCACAAAAACUAUGUAAGCGCUCAGAGUGUGGAAAGAGUUUCGUUGGGAGUGCUGAUUCUACCUAUGGUCCGGGAACCCAUACUGGUGAAAAACCCUAUGAAUGCUCAGACUGUGGAAAGAGCUUCAUGAAGAACAAUCAUCUUACGUCCCACCCAAAAAUCUACACGGAAGAGAAACCGUAUAAAUGCUCAGACUGCGGAAAAAGCUUUUCUGCCAGCACGACUCUCAAUUAUCAUCACAGACUCCACACCAGGGUGAAACCGUAUAACUGCUUAGAGUGUGGGAAAAGCUUCACUGAUAGCACUGCUCUUAAUUAUCAUCAAAGAGCCCACAGGGGAGAAUUGCCAUAUCAGUGCUCAGAGUGUGGGAAGAGCUUCACUCAGAGCAGUAACUUUAGAGCCCAUCAGAAUACCCACCAAGACCAAAAACCCUAUGAAUGCUCAGAGUGUGGGAAGGGCUUCACUCAGAGCAGCGGCCUGAUUAAGCAUCUUGGAACCCACAUGGGAGAGAAACCCUAUAAAUGUCCAGAGUGUGGAAAAACCUAUUGCGAUCAUGACGGGUUGAUUAAGCAUCAAAGAACCCAUAGCAGAGAAAAACCCUACACAUGCUCCGAGUGUGGGAAGAGCUUCAGUCAAUGCUCCACCCUUACCGAUCAUCAGAGAAUUCACACUGGGGAGAAACCAUUUAAAUGCUCAGAGUGCGGAAAGAGGUUUUGUAGGUGCAGUAACCUUAAUGAGCAUCAAAGAACACACACUGGGGAAAAGCCAUUUAAGUGCUCAGUGUGUGGAAAGAGUUUCUCUUGGAGUAAUAAUCUUAUAAAUCAUAAAAAUAUCCACACAGGGCAAAAACCGCUCACGUGUCCAGACUGUGGAAGAAGCUUCUCUCAGUCCAGUAGCCUCAGCAGACAUCAGAAGACCCACAAGGACAGAAGCUGGUUCAAUGGAGAGACGCCAUAUAAAUGUUUAGAGUGUGGAAAGAGCUUCACUCAGAGCAGUAACCUGACGGCCCAUCAAAAAACACACACAUGUGAGAAUCCAUUUACAUAUUCGGCUUGCGGGAAAAUCUUCUGUCACUCCAGCAGCCUUAGUAGACAUCAAAGAAUACACAAGGAGAGAAACUGUUUAAAUGGAGAAAUGCCAAAUAAACACUCAGUGUGUGUGGAAAGGUCGGCUCUGUGCUCUGCCCUUCAAGAUCAUCAAGGAAUCCACGUGGACAAAACAUCAUUUCAGUAUACAGGCUGUCGAAAGAGCCUCAAUCAACACAGUAAGCUUUUGCCCUGUCAACAAAAACAUGGCGGUCAAGAACUGGCCACAUGCUUAGAGUUGUGAAAAAGCUUCAGAGGGAGCUGCAGUAUUAGUAGAAAGCCCCCACAGAAGAAUUGCUGAAGGAAAGAAAACAGGUGGAGAACCCAUGACCCUCCCAGUGAAUUAUCAUUCCAUAUCAUCUCCCACCGUUGGCUGACGGAAACCGGGGUCCAAGAAUAUGUGAAGACUUCUAUGUCUUGAAAUGCAAAGUAACUUGUUUUUAGGUUUUUAGAAGUAAACGUAAGCAAGACCAAGUCACUUUGUGGUCUGUGUGUGUGUUGAAGUCUUGAUUGAUGGAGUUCUGUGUUUUUGUUUGUUCGUUUCUUUCUUUUGCUCCUUUUUCCAACUCUGCAGAGUUCAAAUAAACUUUGAAUGUUAAUGAUAAAUGCAUAGGGGUUAAUUUCAGUUAGGUUUUCCAUUCCUUGGUAAUGGUGUGCUGUCAAGUGAAUUCUGAUUUAUGGCGAUCCGUUCCAGGCAAACAGGACCCAAAGUGGUUCCCCAUUCCUUUCUUCUGGGAGUGCCCUGGGACUGUGCAGCU
Messenger RNA from Pogona vitticeps (central bearded dragon), 2239 nucleotides. Lineage: Eukaryota; Metazoa; Chordata; Lepidosauria; Squamata; Agamidae. The record is from RefSeq and is a predicted model, not a curated record.